AUGUCCGAGAAGAAGAGAAAUGGAGCACCACGGACUUUCCCUAAGAGGGAAAAGAGGCCUCCGCUGACACACUUUUUGUGCCUUCCGUUGGUGAACGACAUCUCGCUACCUCAGCUGGAAUCUUCUUUAUCAACAUUCAAAGCUGCCAUUCCCUCGGUUUCGCAUUCAGAUGAGAAUGGCUCCAUACAACAGCAAGUUUCCGCUGAACGGCCGCUCAUCCCCGAUGGCGCGGUGCGUCCCGUCGGCACUCUCCAUCUAACGCUGGGGGUGAUGAGUCUUCCUACGAAAGAACGGCUGGAAGAAGCAAUCGAGUUCUUCCACUCACUUGAUUUGGCGUCCAUAAUGCAUGAGGCAGAGGAGAUUGCCAAGAGAUCAAGACGGUCCCGGAAAAGGAGUUUGUCGCCUCGACAUCAGUCUGACUUUACAGGCGCAGUGGGAAAGCAUGAGGAAUCUCAUCCAUCAAGACUGGAGCACGAAGGUGACUCUGCUUCCGCCAUCGUCCCACGGAGCACCUACGCACCAUUGACGAUUUCUCUCGAAUCCUUACAUGCGCUUCCGAGGGGGCGCGCGGCUACUGUCCUUCAUGCCGCUCCUGUGGAUUCCACGUCUCGCCUCUAUCCCUUUUGCGUUCUGCUACGGAACAAGUUCUUAGAAGCAGGGUUUUUGCAAGGCGAACAUAUCAAGAACAAGCCAGGCUCAGACGAGACUGAGCCCCAGAAGUCAGCCAAAGACAUGGAAAUGGACACCGGAGACGCAACGAGUACAGUGCACCGAGCUGAGCCUCAAUCCCAUACAGAUACCCAAAUCAAGAAUCAUACAGCCCUUCUUCAAGAAAUGCCCGUCGAUUUGGCGGAAGAGUCCGCACAAGCACAUUCGCAAACUCGCGAACCCAUCACGACCACGGUCGCCACCGCCACGCAAACGAAGUCUAAGCUCAAAGUUCGACCGCUUCUCCUUCAUGCUACGGUGGUGAACACGAUCUAUGUCCGUGGUCGACGGCGAGGAGGAGGCCCUCAAAACAGCGGUAACCGCCGAAACAGUCAAUACACCUUCGAUGCACGAGAUAUUCUUGCUCACUACCGAGACUAUUACCUUGAUAGUCAAAGGGCAACGCCACGGUCUACAUCCAUUACAGUGACCUCUCACCCCAAGGAAAUAGAAAGGCAACAAAUCGCUAACAACGAGACUGGUACCGAAAGUGGGUCAAAUUCCGCCAGCAGUACAGACGGCAGUGGCAGCGAGUUUCACAAUUCGCCCCCGGAAAAGAAACAGAAAAUGUCAUCUCUGAAGAGGGUAGAUGCAUUCCCUUUCGUCUGGGCGAAGGACAUCCCACUCGAGACAAUAUGUAUAUGUGAGAUGGGCGCGAAGAAGCUUGAUCCUGACGAUAGUGGGAUGAAUGCACGUUUGGGAGAGAAAUACCGAGUUGUGGCAGAGAGAAGCCUGGAUUUCACAUCUUCAGGGGACCCAAAAGUUGUCCCCGAGGGCAAAGCUUGCCACCAGGAUAAACAAGAAUCUAAUGACGCUGGCAGCAGCGACGGCAGUGUUGAGGGCGGCGUUAAAAUCUAG
This is a messenger RNA of Aspergillus pseudoviridinutans, 1566 nucleotides long. RefSeq lists its product as uncharacterized. Gene Ontology annotation, cellular component: nucleus. The transcript has a single exon. NCBI's taxonomy places the organism in Eukaryota, Fungi, Ascomycota, Eurotiomycetes, Eurotiales, Aspergillaceae. The coding region runs from base 1 to 1566 and encodes 521 amino acids. Gene Ontology annotation, biological process: regulation of DNA-templated transcription; DNA alkylation repair. The record is from RefSeq and is a predicted model, not a curated record.